UGGGGCCCCCGUGCAAUAGGGGAUCAUGGGGCCCCUGUGUCCUUGCCCAAACUCAAAAAAGCCUAUGAAAAAAGGUACCAGGGGCAUCUCAUGGGUCCCCCUACUGACCCGAACAAAAUAGUAAAACACGCACAGCACACAGUCAACCCUUUGAUCGCCCCAGAUGUUAACCCCUUCCCAGGGGUGGACUGACCAUUUGGAAACUCGGGCACUGCCAGAGGGCCCGGGGUCAGUGGGGGGCCCCAUGAGAUGCCCCCGGUACCUUUUUCAUAGGCUUUUUUGAGUUUGGGCAAGGACACAGGGGCCUCAUGAUCCCCUAUUGCCUGGGGGCCCGAUGAGUUGUCAGUCCGCCCCUGCCCC
This is a messenger RNA of Staurois parvus, 360 nucleotides long. Lineage: Eukaryota; Metazoa; Chordata; Amphibia; Anura; Ranidae. The record is from the annotation of a GenBank genome assembly.